Prunus avium (sweet cherry) is the source of this 1687-nucleotide messenger RNA. RefSeq names its product Tetratricopeptide repeat (TPR)-like superfamily protein (gene TPR8). The record is from RefSeq and is a predicted model, not a curated record. Gene Ontology annotation, molecular function: molecular adaptor activity; protein binding. Lineage: Eukaryota; Viridiplantae; Streptophyta; Magnoliopsida; Rosales; Rosaceae. Gene Ontology annotation, cellular component: TRC complex; membrane. Gene Ontology annotation, biological process: post-translational protein targeting to endoplasmic reticulum membrane.
GUUAAAGCCAAUCACAGUAAUUACGUAGAACCUAAACUAAACACCAGAAAGGAACAGCAAAGAUCCUGUAGCCAAACAAAGCCCCAAAGAGUCAGUCAGUCGUGAGAGUUCUCGCAAGUCUCAGACAAGUUAGGUUGCUUCCAGACUAAAAGACGCCGUGGUAGCGCACGUUUUUAUCAUGCGCACUCCUCCUCUUACCUCUCUUCGUUAGUCCACUGUCCAUGGCUCCAUUGAAGACCGAUUCUCCCAUCUCUCGUCGCAUCGUACGUUCCUUCUUGGAUUUCCUCAACUCAGUUGAACCAGCUUCUGGUGUUGAUCUUGAAAGCCUCGAGGUUGCAAAGGAAUGCUUGCAGGAGACUUUUAAGCUUAAUACACCUGCUACUGAUGAUUGGAUCAAACCCGUUUCGUUGGCUGAUAUUUUUAGUUCACUGGAGUUGAACAAGCUUCAGGAGAAUAAUUCUGAUCAUGGUUAUGGAUCGUGCUCAGUUGAUGCUCCUAGUUCAUCAGCCGUUCAGGGUUCUGCUGAUGCCAAUCUUUCAAAGGCAUCAAAAUCUCUGGGUGAAGAUUUGACAAGUAAAGACCAUGCAUUAGGGGAGUCCAAAGAUGCACUCUUUGGGCAAUUCUUUUCUGCCCUUGAGAGAAGUCUCUAUUUUAAGACCUUGCCUGAUGGUAAUGAUGACCCAGUCAGAUUAGACAAAGCAACUAAUCUAUUCCAUGAUGCUUUAGCUGAGAUGGAAAGAUCUGGAUGCGAGGAAUUCAUUCCUAGAAAUCUGGCAGAGACCUUGAAAUCACAAGGUAAUAAGGCCAUGCAAUCAACGCUGUACCCCAAGGCAAUUGAGUUGUAUGACUGUGCCAUUGCACUUUGUGAAAGUAAUGCUGUUUACUACUGUAACAGGGCAGCGGCUUACACUCAGAUGCACAAAUAUACUGAAGCAAUCAGAGAUUGCCUUAAAUCCAUUGAAAUUGACCCCAAUUAUAGCAAGGCAUACAGUCGUCUGGGAUUAGCUUAUUAUGCACAAGGGAACUACAGGGAUGCUAUUGAGAAAGGAUUCAAGAAAGCAUUGCAAUUGGAUCCGGGCAAUGAAGCUGUCAAAGAAAAUAUACGGGUGGCCGUUCAGAAAUUGAGAGAGGAACAACAACGAGCAGAAUCUGGUCAGAACACAAGUUCGUUUAGUAGUAGCAGUGCUUCAGAACACCCCAACCAGUCUACAGGAGGGUCGAGAAGCCAUGCUGCACCUCCUCCGUUCAGUUCAAUGCCAUUUAAUACAGGUGCUCUUCCUGCUGAAUUUGCAAAUAUGUUUAUGAACAUGGCUGCAAAUGCGUACCAAGGACAACAUUCUCCAGAUAACCAAGGAGAUGAUAGCAGUACCGAGGGAUUCGAUGAACCGGGAAUAAGGAUUGGGGGUAACAUCAAUUUCAAUUUCGGAGAACAAAUGCCCGAGGAACUAAGCGGAGCUUUGAGAUCAGUGAUGGAAAUGUUUUCCGGAACAACAGCAUCUCAGGGAAAUUCACAAGAUACUACAAACGAAAGACCAAGGCCAAACUAAACAAUCGGAACAUGUUGGAACUGUAAAAAUAGUCUCAACACCUUUUUGUAUCAUUGCUAUGGUUUAUGUUUCUUUUAUAGAAAAUUUCUUUUGACUUUCUCCAUCUUCAGAAUGUUAGACGGCAUCACAACCUUGACAAA